AUGGGUGACACAGCCCCAGCAAAGAAGCCCAACUUCUACUACACAACCGAAAGCGGUCUUCCGAUCAAGGAUCCCCAAGCAACCCUGCGGGUCGGAGCCAAGCUGCAGGGCGUCCAGCUGCUUCAAGACAUCAACCAGAUCGAGAUCAUCUCUCAUCUUGUCCACGAACGUGUUCCGGAACGAGUUGUUCAUGCCAAGGGCGCUGGAGCGAAGGGCUACUUUGAAGUCACCUCGGACAUCUCGGCGUUCACGAGUGCCGACUUUCUGAGCACCGUCGGAAAGAGAACUGAACUUCGUUCUCGUUUCUCGACGACAGCCGGCCUCAGAGGGUCGGCUGACUCUGUGCGAGAUACACGUGGAUUCGCGUUCAAGCUGUACACCGAUGAGGGCAAUCUUGAUUGGGCCUUCUUGAGCGUCCCCGUCUUCCCUAUUCGAGAUGGCGGUAAAUUCCCAUCAUUCGUUCAUGCGCAGAAGGGUACUCCUAAGAACCUCAUCUUCGACACUUCGACCUUCUGGGAAUUCUUUAACGCUAAUUCCGAAGCGUUUCACGCCCUUUUGAUGAUCUUCACCGAUUCAGGCACACCCCAAGGAUAUCAGUUCGCUAAUAUCUUCAGUCUGAACACAUACAGGUUCACUAAAGACGCGAACACUUUCUUCUACGUGAAGAUAUUUAUGAAGCCAAAGAACGGAGUCAAGAACUUCACGCGACAAGAAGCCACCAAAAUGGCAGGAGAAGACCCAGAUUUUCUCGGUCGCUCCCUCUUCAACGCCAUAGAAGACGGCAAGAAGACUGGAGAUUUCCCCGAAUGGGAAGUUAGCGCGCAGAUUAUCCCACCGAACGAGGCAGAGAAGUACCCGGUCAACAUCUUCGACCCGACCAAGACUAUAUCCCAGAAGGAUUACCCUCUCAUCCCCUUCGGUAAGAUCGUUCUCAACGAGAACCCAACGAAUUACUUCCAAGAGGUCGAACAGGUUGCCUUCUGUCCGACGUCCAUCGUGCCCGGCUGGGAUAUCACUGCUGAUCCAAUCCUCCAAACUCGCCUCUUCGCCUACGGCAGCGCUGCGCGCUACCGCGUCAGUGCGAACUUCAUGCAGAACACCGCCAACCGGCCCAGGUACCACUACAACCCGACCAUCCGCGACGGCUCCUGCAUCGUCGACAACCUGGGCUCGCUCCCCAACUAUAUCCCAGGCGACCAGGACGUCGUGCAGAUCGUGACGAAGCCGUACGAAGCGCAGGAACAUAACGAGUGGGUCGGACGUGUCACGGCCUUCGACUCGGUCGUCACUCCAGACGACUAUGUCCAGCCGCGCGAGUUCUGGCUCAACGUGCUCGACAAGAAGGAGCAGGAUCACCUGGUUGGGAAUCUUGCGGCCAGUAUCGUCAAGGCGAGAAAGGAGGUGCAACUGAAUACCUUCGACAUUCUCAAGAAGAUCAACAAGGAUCUCGGCGACCGUGUCGAGGCAGAGGUGGCUGUCAUGGCCUCGAAUCCCACGGCGUCCGAUGUCGUGAAUCAUUUUAUCAAUUGA
Messenger RNA from Fonsecaea multimorphosa CBS 102226, 1530 nucleotides. RefSeq lists its product as uncharacterized. Gene Ontology annotation, cellular component: cytoplasm; peroxisome; mitochondrion. Bases 1 to 1530 code for a protein of 509 amino acids. Gene Ontology annotation, biological process: hydrogen peroxide catabolic process; response to hydrogen peroxide. The transcript has 5 exons. The record is from RefSeq and is a predicted model, not a curated record. Gene Ontology annotation, molecular function: heme binding; catalase activity. NCBI's taxonomy places the organism in Eukaryota, Fungi, Ascomycota, Eurotiomycetes, Chaetothyriales, Herpotrichiellaceae.